Sphaerodactylus townsendi is the source of this 1995-nucleotide messenger RNA. RefSeq names its product RING finger protein 223-like. Gene Ontology annotation, biological process: protein ubiquitination. Lineage: Eukaryota; Metazoa; Chordata; Lepidosauria; Squamata; Sphaerodactylidae. The transcript has a single exon. Bases 403 to 990 code for a protein of 195 amino acids. Gene Ontology annotation, molecular function: ubiquitin protein ligase activity. The record is from RefSeq and is a predicted model, not a curated record.
UUGGAGGCCCAGGAUCUGGGCUUGAGAAUUGGACUGGAGAGCUUCAGAGAUCCAUAGAGCAGUCAGAGGUAACCUUGGCAUCUGGAACGUCUGUGCUCCUGUGGAAUAUUGGAUAUACGAAGCAGCUGGGAAGACCCUCAUAAGACCUUCCCAGUACUGCUAGAAUCUGCAGAUGUGUUGACAGAUGAGAGGGAUGUUUUGCUGGCCAUCUGAAUUUGUGGUUGGUGAGACCUCCUCUUGUGAGAGGAGAAGAAAAGGCCAUUGAAGGAAUAUAGCAGAUUAUCAUUUCAGCAACAGCGCUGAAAUAGAGAGAAGCAUUCAUCCCCUGGAAGUCUGGAAAAUAGCUCUGAGCCCAAUUGGUACUAAGCAGCUGCUGAAAUGGACAGGGGGAAGAGGUAAGCGAUGGAUGUUUCUGCUACUCCUGCAAACCAAACUGGGCAAGAGCAGACGGAGGCAUCUACUCCCGAGUGUCCCAUUUGCUACCUUGCCUACAACAACGUGUUCAACACCCCUUUGCUUUUGCCAUGUUCUCACACCUUCUGCUUCGAGUGUUUGGCCAGACUAUGUGCCUUCCUGAAGCCAAACCAGACCUUUCAGUGCCCCCUCUGCCGAGAGAGCAUCCCUCUUCCCCAGAAAGGGGUCCCCAGCUUCCCAGCUAACAUGGAAGUCAUCCAGCAGUUCCCUCCAUGGAUGCGAGAGCUUGAAGAGGUCUGGAUGGAUGGAUUUCACCUGUGCUGGCUGAAAAAGCUCCCAGGGGACUCUAACGAGCCGGGCGUGCAGAUGCUCGUGACAGUGGAUUUGUACAAAGCCAUCUCCCAAGACAAUCGACCCCAGAACUUCAUUAGCACUCAACCCCGCAGAUCUGUAUAUCGGGAGGUGGGUCGUCUUCUAUUGGAAAACUACCCCACUGUUCUCUGUGCUGCUGCCCUGCUCUUUGUGUUGGUAAUACUGCCUGCAGCUCUGAUUCUUGGGUUGCCACACCGUGUCUAGAUUGGUUCAGAGUUUCCUUCAACGUUUAUUUUCAGUACCUGGCUUGAAGGGUUUUGUGUGUGUGCACGCGCAAAUGUAUACCAGGCAGGUGUAAAUGACCAGCUGCAUUUUCCUUCUUGGGAGACACUGGCAACUUGGGCCUGUAUCAGCUGUCUCUACGUUUUAGAGUAAAUUUGUUGUUUCCUACUGAGCCUUCAGUAUAGGAAGGAGAGGUAAUGGCUCUUGGUAAGUGCACGGUCAAGGAUCCAUUUUAAAUAUUCAAGAGAAGAGGGGGUGUUCGGUUCUAAAACAAAAUUAGUCCAAAAUAAGUAUCAUGUAUUGCAGAAUUCUGGAAUGACGACAAACCACAGGUCUGGCACCUUUAAAACCAUGGAAGUUCUGCUCAGUCUACUGGUUGCUUGUGAGGUUCCACCAGGUAUGGUCAACUGGCUUUCAAGCCGAACUUUACAACUAUGUGGACUAGAAACUAUUUUUUUAAAUAAAAAAUCAAGGGCUACUAUUCUCAGGCUGUCCUGUAUUAUGCACUUACACAAUGCAGUAGGGAAGGAGGAGCUCUAACCUCUCAACUUCUCCAGGUUAAAGGAUCUCAAAUUGCUGGGCCGGAGGCAUCCUUGGAGAGCUGCUGUCAGUCACAGUGGGGGUUAUUCAGCUAAAUAGACAAGUGAUCUGACUCUUGAGUCUGCAUAGCUGGAAUGAAGAGGUGUGACAGCUCUACCACCUCUGGGAAAGCACCAUCAUUACCUACCAAUGAAAGACCCAAGAAAUGCCCCCUCCCCACUCUCUUACCAAGAACUGAACAACUCUGAACCUCCGAAUGGACCUACCCACUAACUGUAGAUGCUGCUGCGGUGCCCUGAAUACCUGAAACUAAUCUAUUCCGCAGAUCUGAUCUUGACACCUGAGUCUUACCACGUGGCUAAUUGUGUAGAGAAUUUUGGAAUGCUGUCUAUUGUAAGGGAAGCUUGUGUGUGGUGAUGGGUUAAUUUUAAAAAACUUGGAAAUUAA